AUGGACUAUAAACUCAAUUCACAAAAUAUGGAGUUGACAUUCAGGCAUCAUUUGAAGUCGGGACGCCUUUCGGAAUCAACGUUAUCCGAAAUCUACAACUGCAUCAGAGCAAAAAUGUUUGCAACGGCAUCAAACGUCGGUGUAACGAUAGGAGGGCUUCCUUUAGAAAAAAAGCUUGCCAGAUUAGCAAAUAGAAUUGUGUCAACGGUCAGAAAAAUGUUAUCCUUCCUCCACGAUCGAAUAAGCGAUAUCCAGCUUGCUGUCGUUGAAACAUCGGUGUCCCUGUUUCAGGUAGCCUGGAUGCUCUUCGACAAGAGCGCGAUACUGACGGUGCACAAUCACGUCAUCACGAGGAACCCGCGGAUAUCGGUGUCCCACGAUAAGCAGAGGACCUGGUACCUACAUAUCAGCAACGUGCACGAGGAAGACAAGGGAAAGUACAUGUGCCAGAUUAAUACGAUCAUCGCCAAAACGCAGUACGGCUUUCUCCACGUCGUAGUGCCGCCCAAUAUCGACGACACGCGCACCUCGUCGGAUGCAAUAGUAAGGGAGGGGACAAACGUGUCUUUAACGUGCAAGGCCACCGGAAGUCCGGCGCCCAGCAUCUCCUGGAAAAGAGAUGAUCACUCGAAGAUCUCAAUCAAUAAGACCCUACUAGUCGACGAGUGGCACGGCGAGACGCUGGAAAUGUCGCGAAUCUCCAGACUCGACAUGGGAACGUACCUCUGCCUUGCCAGUAAUGGCAUUCCUCCUGGUGUCAGCAAGCAAAUCAAAGUGUCGGUCGACUUCCCGCCGAUGCUGUGGAUACCGCACCAAUUGGUGGGCGCCCCUUUGGGAUCCUCCGUAACCCUCGAGUGCCACACGGAGGCGCAUCCUACGUCUCUGAAUUACUGGACCAGGGACGACGGGGUCAUGAUCCACGAAAGUAGCAAGUACCAAACCAACAACACCCAGGGCUCGCCUUCCUACAAGACGCACAUGAAGCUCACGGUAAACUGGAUUAAGAUGGAAGAUUAUGGCAUCUAUAAGUGCGUCGCGAAGAACCCUCGAGGAGAUACCGACGGUUCGAUUCGUCUGUACGAGUCCAGUCCUCCGAGCACGACCCCCAGUCCGGCCACCACCGAACUCUCGAGGAAAGAGUGGGAGACGCUAGCCGAGAUGAACAAUUCCGUUUACGGGAACCCCAGCUCUCUGACGAUCCACAACGAAAAGAGCAUGAAGACGGGGAGCCAGUUCCAGUCGAACCUAAACGAGAUCGGCAAGUCGGAGCAGAAGUCGAGCGACUCGGACAGGAAGAGGAACUACAACUGGCCACCACUAACCACCGACCUCGCCACGAGAACCACGACAAGAUGGACGUUCCUGCUGAUCGGCCUGAUGGCGGUCGGAGUGAUCCGAUAAACCGGAA
This is a messenger RNA of Orussus abietinus, 1408 nucleotides long. RefSeq names its product lachesin. NCBI's taxonomy places the organism in Eukaryota, Metazoa, Arthropoda, Insecta, Hymenoptera, Orussidae. The coding region runs from base 1 to 1401 and encodes 466 amino acids. The record is from RefSeq and is a predicted model, not a curated record. Gene Ontology annotation, cellular component: neuron projection. The transcript is spliced from 11 exons.